GCUCUGCCGCUCUCCACUCCUAGGUUUUGACAGUGCCUCUGGGCCUGUAAGCAACUGUUUUUGUUUUUUGUUUUUUUCCUUUCAAGAUGCCAUUUACAGAUUUUGUUCUGGCCCUAAAAGACAAUCCCUACUUUGGGGCUGGAUUUGGACUGGUAGGUGUGGGCACCGUUCUGGCUGUGGCCCGGAAAGGAGCCCAACUGGGUCUAGUGGCAUUCCGGCGCCAUUAUAUGAUCACACUGGAAGUCCCUGCUAGAGACAGAAGCUAUGCCUGGUUGCUUAGCUGGCUCACCCGACACAGUACCCGCACUCAGCACCUUAGUGUUGAGACCUCAUACCUUCAGCAUGAGAGUGGCCGAAUCUCCACCAAGUUCGAAUUUAUCCCCAGCCCUGGAAACCACUUCAUUUGGUAUCAGGGCAAAUGGAUCCGGGUCCAACGAAAUCGAGACAUGCAGAUGGUAGAUUUGCAAACAGGAACUCCCUGGGAAUCUGUCACCUUUACAGCCCUGGGCACUGACCGGAAGGUUUUCUUCAAUAUCCUGGAAGAAGCUCGAGCACUAGCCCUACAGCAGGAGGAGGGGAAGACAGUGAUGUACACAGCUGUGGGUUCUGAAUGGCGUACCUUUGGUUAUCCACGCCGCCGCAGGCCACUGGAUUCUGUAGUCCUACAGCAGGGUCUGGCUGACCGAAUUGUCAAAGAUAUCCGGGAAUUCAUUGAUAACCCCAAGUGGUACAUUGACAGAGGCAUUCCCUACAGACGUGGCUACCUUCUUUAUGGGCCCCCUGGUUGUGGAAAGAGCAGUUUUAUAACAGCUGUGGCUGGAGAACUGGAGCACAGUAUCUGCCUGCUCAGCCUCACAGACUCCAGCCUCUCAGAUGACCGACUCAACCAUCUGCUCAGUGUAGCCCCGCAGCAGAGCUUGGUGCUCCUCGAGGAUGUGGAUGCUGCUUUCCUCAGUCGAGACUUGGCCGUGGAGAACCCUGUAAAGUACCAAGGUCUAGGUCGUCUCACCUUCAGCGGACUGCUCAAUGCUUUGGAUGGUGUAGCCUCCACUGAGGCACGCAUUGUGUUCAUGACCACCAAUCACAUUGACAGGCUGGAUCCUGCCCUGAUACGUCCCGGGCGAGUAGAUCUGAAGGAGUAUGUGGGCUACUGCUCACACUGGCAGCUGACCCAGAUGUUCCAGAGGUUCUAUCCAGGGCAAGCGCCUUCCUUGGCUGAGAACUUUGCAGAACAUGUCCUUAAAGCUACAUCCCAGAUUAGUCCUGCCCAGGUGCAAGGCUAUUUCAUGCUGUAUAAAAAUGACCCCAUGGGGGCUAUUGACAAUGUUGAAUCUCUGAGGUGAUCCACCAGGCCACUGUCUGCUCUCAAAAGAAUCCGUAAACACCUGUCACACUAAUCCGGUCUGUGACUUUCCCCCCUCCCUCACUGUGUUUAUACUUGAGAAUAAAACAGGAGUUGCAGUA
Molecule: messenger RNA, 1464 nt
Organism: Phodopus roborovskii (desert hamster)
Lineage: Eukaryota; Metazoa; Chordata; Mammalia; Rodentia; Cricetidae
Gene: Bcs1l
Product: mitochondrial chaperone BCS1
Exons: 7
Coding region: 87-1343 (418 amino acids)
Biological process (GO): mitochondrial respiratory chain complex III assembly; protein insertion into mitochondrial inner membrane from matrix
Cellular component (GO): mitochondrial inner membrane
Molecular function (GO): ATP binding; ATP hydrolysis activity
Source: RefSeq, a predicted model, not a curated record